Brassica napus (rape) is the source of this 795-nucleotide messenger RNA. RefSeq names its product glutaredoxin-C11. Bases 160 to 471 code for a protein of 103 amino acids. The record is from RefSeq and is a predicted model, not a curated record. Lineage: Eukaryota; Viridiplantae; Streptophyta; Magnoliopsida; Brassicales; Brassicaceae. The transcript has a single exon.
UAGUGAAUUAUUAUAACAAAAUAAAAAAAAUCCAAGAUCUUCCACAAUGACCAUUAUAAAUACCAGCUGACCCAAGCAUAUCUACAAAUACAACCUAAGCCUUUCUCAUUCCAAAAACAAACACUUCAUUUAUUACUAAGUUUUCUUGAUCAACCGCAAAUGGAGAGAAUAAGAGAUCUGUCGUCGAAGACAGCAGCAGUAAUAUUCACUAAGAGCUCUUGCUGUAUGUGCCAUAGCAUCAAGACGUUAUUCUACGAACUAGGAGCUAGUCCAGCGAUCCACGAGCUCGAUAAGGACUCCGAAGGCCGUGAAAUGGAGCGGGCCCUGCGUGCGCUCGGCUCAUCAAACCCAGCAGUUCCAGCUGUUUUUGUCGGAGGAAGGUAUAUCGGAUCAGCCAAAGACAUCAUCUCGUUCCACGUCGACGGGUCGCUCAAACAAAUGCUUAAAGACGCAAAGGCCAUAUGGCUAUAGCGUUCUAACAGUUACAUGUAUGUAUAUAUGCAUGUAUACAUAUAUAUAUAUAUAUGAUGUCAAUAAUCAAUGUGUAAAACAUAUAUCAUAUAGAUAAUCGGGAGGAAGCAUAGAUGUAUUAAAAUGCUGGGCUUCCUUCGCAUGGAGGUGAUUUAUAAUAAGUUAUAUACAUUUAUAGAUGUAUAUAUGCAUCUUGACUUGCAUUGUACGGAGGAAAAGACAAGUGUACUUUUAAGCAACUGUUGUAACACUAGUGUUUAAGUUCCACGGUAAAGAUAAACAAAAAUGUAAAAUCAUAUGAUUAAAUGCGUCAUUUUGUUGAAA